AUGCGUGUUUCUUGCCUGCUCCUCUCAGCCGGGCUCUUCGGUAGCGCUCUGGCCAGCGCAGAGCGCGCCAUCGACGAGCGCUCGCCGGAGCUUCAGAGGCGUCAGACCACAGCGACGCCGGCCCCAGCCGUGGCUGCGAACUACACCAUCGACAGCCUGUGGACGACGCUGUGGAACCAGACGCAGUUCUUCGCGUUCUCAAAUCCCAGCAUCGGCUUCUAUCCGAUCGACGCCAACCACUCGGCGCUCAGCAGCACGGCGAACUCGACAAAGAACACGCCGCUGCAGGUCGGCGUGCAGGUGCUUGAUCACCGCGAGUUUCAGCUGAUGUCUGGCACGGGCGGUGGCAUCACCGAUGCCGCAUCGAUCGUCAUGGCCGACGUCAAGGCCAACGCCUCGGACACCUACUGGGAGAUGAUCAACCUCGCUUUCAACCCAAGCGCCGAGUGGAAGGCCAAGGGCGGCGCCGGCUUCAACAGUGUUCGCGUGCCUCUAGGCGCAUGCGAUUUCGGCUUCCAGCCAUACACCUACGACGACACGUUCGACGGCUCGACGGACCUCAACCUCACGCUCUUCAACGUAGACCGUGCGCCCAAGAUCUGGCAGCUGUUGCAGGAUAUCAUCAGCGUACAGCCGGAGCUCAAGACGUACUACGCUGCGUGGAGCCCGCCGGCCUGGAUGAAGGGCCGCAAGGAUGGCAACACAUUUGGUGGCGAGAUCCAGCCGCAGUUCGAGGACGUCUACACGACCUACCUCGUGCGGUCAAUGCAGGACAUCAGCAAGAAGGGCAUCCCGAUCACGCGUCUGUCACUCGGCAAUGAGCCCUUCUACGAGCCGAACAAUUACCCCGGAACCGGCAUCAGCAAUGAGCAGCAGGCGCGCAUGGGCGCCGCGCUCCGCUCCAAGCUGGACGCCGCCGGCCUGCAGGACACUCGGAUCCUGGUGCUCGACCACAACUGGGACCUGUACAAGAACCCCAUCGAGGUCUUCGAUCUCGACAACGAGUCCUUCGAUGGCGUUGCCUGGCACUGCUACGGCGGAGAGCCCGGCAAUCAGGAGUUCUUCAAUGAUGCAUACCCUGGCCGUGAGGUCGUGAUGGACGAGUGCACCCGCGUUACCCAGUUCGGCGCAGAGCCGUGGGAGAACCUGCGGCAGAACGUCAAGGAUCUCGCCAUCCUCUCGACGCAGUACGGUUCCUCAGCCAUCCUCGUCUGGAACGCAAUUCUCAAGUCGGAUUCGGACGGCUUCACCACGCCUCAUCUGGACCGCGUCUGCACCAACUGCUUGGCGCCGUUCCUCGUCUACGACAACGUGACGGAGACGCAGACGCUCGACAGCCAGAACGAGGAGAGCAAGCCGCCGAGCAAGAAGCACAAGCGUGCCGUGCCUCUUGGCUCGCGCAUGCCGGUCGACGAGGCCAAGCAGGAGCUUCUGCCGCGUCAAGACACGACGACACCGGCGUCGACAGAGAUCUAUGCGCCGUACUACAAGCGCACGAGCGACUUCGCCACGCUGGGCCAUCUCGGCGCUGCCAUACAGCCCUCGGGAUCCUCUGAGGACUGGGGCCGGCGCAUCGGCGUGAACACGACGGAGGACUCGCUGCUGGGCAACGCGCGCCUGCUCGUCCAGGCGUUCCGCCGCGACAAUCACGAUGCUGCGGGCAACUCGCUCUUCUCCCUCGUCAUCCUGCAGCGCAACGACCACUUCCUCACGGGCAACUACGAGGACAUGGAGGUGCACAUCAACUUCCGCAACACCGUCGCCGUGCUCAAGGGCCUCGGCGUCGGCGCCUACACGCUCUCCUGGGUCGCGCCCAAGCACAACUGA
Molecule: messenger RNA, 1827 nt
Organism: Tilletiopsis washingtonensis
Lineage: Eukaryota; Fungi; Basidiomycota; Exobasidiomycetes; Entylomatales
Product: glycoside hydrolase
Exons: 16
Coding region: 1-1827 (608 amino acids)
Biological process (GO): glucosylceramide catabolic process
Molecular function (GO): glucosylceramidase activity
Source: RefSeq, a predicted model, not a curated record